This is a messenger RNA of Falco peregrinus (peregrine falcon), 1063 nucleotides long. RefSeq names its product snail family transcriptional repressor 3 (gene SNAI3). Lineage: Eukaryota; Metazoa; Chordata; Aves; Falconiformes; Falconidae. Gene Ontology annotation, biological process: regulation of DNA-templated transcription. The transcript has 3 exons. The record is from RefSeq and is a predicted model, not a curated record. Bases 37 to 687 code for a protein of 216 amino acids. Gene Ontology annotation, molecular function: DNA-binding transcription factor activity, RNA polymerase II-specific; RNA polymerase II cis-regulatory region sequence-specific DNA binding.
CCUGCCUGGCCUGCCUGUCACCCUGCCUGCCCGGCCAUGCCCCGCUCCUUCCUGGUGAAGAAGCCCUCCAGCACCCGCGUCCCCAACUACAGCCAGCUGGACACCCGCGCUCGCGAGCUCAGCGGCUUGUGUGACUGCGGGGGGUUGCUUGCCCCCAGCUACCGCCAGCCCCCUGCGCCCCCCACUCCUCCUCGCCCACAGGACCACGGCCACCUCCUUGCCUGCUUCUCCCUCCCACUGCCCCCCAAUGCCAAGGCUCCCCCUGUCCCAACGGGCACCCGCAGCCAGGGCACCCCCCUGAAGGACACUCAGACCCUCAACCUACCCCCGCGGCGGGGGCCACACCAGCGGAGCUUCAGCUGCCGGCACUGCGCCCAGGCGUACGCCAGCCUGGGCACCCUGAAGAUGCACAUCCGCACCCACACCCUGCCCUGCCUCUGCCGCCUCUGCGGCAAAGCCUUCUCCCGGCCCUGGCUGCUGCAGGGCCACAUCCGCACCCACACAGGGGAGAAGCCCUACGCCUGCCCCCACUGCAGCCGAGCCUUCGCCGACCGCUCCAACCUCCGUGCCCACCUCCAGACCCACUUGGACGUCAAGAAGUACCGGUGCCACGCCUGUGCCAGGACCUUCUCCCGCAUGUCGCUGCUGGCCCGGCACGAGGAGGGGGGAUGCUGUGGGGCAUCCUGAGCUGCCCACCACACACAGCUGCCCCAGGGAGGGCAGAGAGCCCCGCGCUGUGCCGUGCCGCACCGUGUCGUGCCAUGGUGUGCCACGCUGCACUGUGUCGUGCCAUGCCAUGUUGCACCAUGCCGUGCUGCACCAUGCUGUACUGCACUGUGCCGUGCCAUGCUGGUGCAACACCCCAAGAAGGGACAUGAGAGUGUCGUCACACAGGACUGCCUGGACUUUCGCAGCAGGUCACCGAAGCCCCAUGGCUGCUGCCCAGUGGCUCUGGUGCUGGGGGACACGGUGCCUUGCCUGCUCCCCUGCUGCUCUUGGGGAGGUUUCUUACCCCUCACAUUGCAGGAGACAUUAAAAGCGGAGCUGAGCACCGCAGGCAUGA